Messenger RNA from Dromaius novaehollandiae (emu), 1809 nucleotides. Its product is annotated as cell surface glycoprotein 1-like. The annotation marks the transcript as partial. NCBI's taxonomy places the organism in Eukaryota, Metazoa, Chordata, Aves, Casuariiformes, Dromaiidae. The record is from RefSeq and is a predicted model, not a curated record. The transcript has 2 exons.
GAGCCAAACCCUGAGCCUUCUCCAACGCCAAACCCUGAGCCUUCUCCAACGCCAAACCCUGAGCCUUCUCCAACGCCAAAACCUGAGCCAAACCCUGAGCCUUCUCCAACGCCAAACCCUGAGCCUUCUCCAACGCCAAACCCUGAGCCAAACCCUGAGCCUUCUCCAACGCCAAACCCUGAGCCUUCUCCAAUGCCAAAGCCUGAGCCAAACCCUGAGCCUUCUCCAACGCCAAACCCUGAGCCUUCUCCAAAGGCAAAGCCUGAGCCAAAGCCUGAGCCUUCUCCAACGCCAAACGCUGAGACUUCUCCAACGCCAAAGCCUGAGCCAAACCCUGAGCCUUCUCCAACGCCAAACCCUGAGCCUUCUCCAACACCAAACCCUGAGCCUUCUCCAACGCCAAACCCUGAGCCAAACCCUGAGCCUUCUCCAACGCCAAACCCUGAGCCUUCUCCAACGCCAAACCCUGAGCCAAAGCCUGAGCCUUCUCCAACGCCAAACCCUGAACCUUCUCCAACGCCAAACCCUGAGCCAAACCCUGAGCCUUCUCCAACGCCAAACCCUGAGCCUUCUCCAACGCCAAAGCCUGAGCCAAACCCUGAGCCUUCUCCAACGCCAAAGCCUGAGCCAAACCCUGAGCCUUCUCCAAAGCCAAACCCUGAGCCAAACCCUGAGCCUUCUCCAACGCCAAACCCUGAGCCAAACCGUGAGCCUUCUCCAACGCCAAACCCUGAGCCUCCUCCAAGGCCAAACCCUGAGCCAAAGCCUGAGCCUUCUCCAACGCCAAACCCUGAGCCAAAGCCUGAGCCUUCUCCAACGCCAAACCCUGAGCCUUCUCCAACGCCAAACCCUGAGCCAAACCCUGAGCCUUCUCCAACGCCAAACCCUGAGCCUUCUCCAACGCCAAACCCUGAGCCAAACCCUGAGCCUUCUCCAACGCCAAACCCUGAGCCUUCUCCAAGGCCAAACCCUGAGCCAAAGCCUGAGCCUUCUCCAAGGCCAAACCCUGAGCCAAACCCUCCUUCUCCAAGGCCAAACCCUGAGCCAAACCCUGAGCCUUCUCCAAGGCCAAACCCUGAGCCUUCUCCAACGCCAAACCCUGAGCCAAACCCUGAGCCGUCUCCAACGCCAAACCCUGAGCCAAACCCUGAGCCUUCUCCAACGCCAAACCCUGAGCCUUCUCCAACGCCAAAGCCUGAGCCAAACCCUGAGCCUUCUCCAACGCCAAACCCUGAGCCUUCUCCAAAGCCAAAGCCUGAGCCAAACCCUGAGCCUUCUCCAACGCCAAACCCUGAGCCUUCUCCAACGCCAAACCCUGAGCCUUCUCCAACGCCAAACCCUGAGCCUUCUCCAACGCCAAACCCUGAGCCAAAGCCUGAGCCUUCUCCAAGGCCAAACCCUGAGCCAAACCCUGAGCCUUCUCCAACGCCAAACCCUGAGCCUUCUCCAACGCCAAACCCUGAGCCAAACCCUGAGCCUUCUCCAACGCCAAACCCUGAGCCAAACCCUGAGCCUUCUCCAACGCCAAAGCCUGAGCCAAACCCUGAGCCUUCUCCAAGGCCAAACCCUGAGCCAAACCCUGAGCCUUCUCCAAGGCCAAACCCUGAGCCAAACCCUGAGCCUUCUCCAAGGCCAAACACUGAGCCUUCUCCAACGCCAAACCCUGAGCCAAACCCUGAGCCGUCUCCAACGCCAAACCCUGAGCCAAACCCUGAGCCUUCUCCAACGCCAAACCCUGAGCCAAACCCUGAGCCUUCUCCAACGCCAAACCCUGAGCCUUCUCCAACGCCAAAGCCUGAGCCAAACCCU